Molecule: messenger RNA, 1022 nt
Organism: Polyodon spathula (Mississippi paddlefish)
Lineage: Eukaryota; Metazoa; Chordata; Actinopteri; Acipenseriformes; Polyodontidae
Product: ADP-ribosylation factor-like
Exons: 1
Coding region: 88-648 (186 amino acids)
Biological process (GO): vesicle-mediated transport; intracellular protein transport
Cellular component (GO): cytoplasm
Molecular function (GO): GTPase activity; GTP binding
Source: RefSeq, a predicted model, not a curated record
AGCAGUCUUCUCUUGCUCUACUGCAGCAUUCCAACACAGAAGAAGUCUUUUCUCGAUACAGACGCAACAGAAAUACAGCAGACCACUAUGGGAAUCCUAUUCAGCUCAAUCUACAAAUCCUUCUAUGGCGUGGAGGCCAGGAUCCUCAUGCUAGGGCUUGACGCUGCUGGAAAGACUACUAUCCUGUACAAACUGAAGCUCAAUGAAGCCGUCUCUACCAUCCCCACCAUCGGCUUCAACGUGGAGACUGUGGAACCCAUGAGAGGCGUGUCCUUCACCGUGUGGGACGUGGGCGGCCAGAACAAGAUCAGGGCUCUGUGGAAACACUACUACAGUAAUGCAGAGGGGCUGGUCUUUGUGGUGGACAGCUCUGAUCCUGAGCGCUUUGAUGAAGCCAGAGAAGAGCUGGAGGGGAUCCUGAGCCAUGAGGAGAUGAGCAAGGUGCCCUUCGUCGUCCUGGCCAACAAGCAGGACCUGCCAGGAGCCCGCAGCCCCUCCGUCCUUGUGGAGGCGAUGGGACUGAACAAGCAGAGAGGCCACGAAUGGCAGGUGCAGGGCUGUUGUGCAGUCAACGGGGAAGGGAUAGUGGAGGGCAUACAGAGACUCACUGAGAUGGUCAAACAGUUCCAAAAAACAAGAAGAUUUUAACAGGGGUGUUUUCUUAACUAGAUGAUAAUAGAAGACUGAAUAAACUCACGCAGUGUCUAACCUGUUUUAACUGAUAAUCCUGCGGAAAUGUGAAUAUUCAUUCAAAGCUAUCUGUUCAGGUCUGCGUGCACUUUGUCUUUCUUCGCACAUUAGUUUACAGUGAAAAUUUAAGUUAGCCUCUGUUCCUUCAUUUUUAUUUUAUAAACCCAGCAUUGUUAGGAAAAAGGUUUGAAAAAAAUAAAGAUACUGUUCAAAUUUUACCGAAAUAUUGACAACAUGAAUUAAAAUAAAUCUUUCUAUAUUUUGUCACAUGUACUUUUAAUUACAUUGCAUUUUUGUGACUGUGUUCUUAAUAUUUUGCGUUUUUGAAAAAA